Molecule: messenger RNA, 462 nt
Organism: Pseudomassariella vexata
Lineage: Eukaryota; Fungi; Ascomycota; Sordariomycetes; Amphisphaeriales; Pseudomassariaceae
Product: pterin 4 alpha carbinolamine dehydratase-domain-containing protein
Exons: 3
Coding region: 1-462 (153 amino acids)
Biological process (GO): tetrahydrobiopterin biosynthetic process
Molecular function (GO): 4-alpha-hydroxytetrahydrobiopterin dehydratase activity
Source: RefSeq, a predicted model, not a curated record
AUGGCGACUUCAUCGGCGACGCAGCCCAAGUUCUCUGCCGAAUCAGACGAGUCAGCACUGACGCUGAAGCUCCAGGGCUUGCUAGCAUCAGCACAAGGCCGCUGGACUCUGACCAACAGCGGCGAGGGACUGGAGCGGAGUUUCAAGUUCAAGACGUUUGCGAAGACCUGGGAUUUCAUGACUGCGGUUUCACUCCAGUGUAAACUAAGCAAUCAUCAUCCAGAAUGGUCCAACGUCUACAACACCACUUUUAUCCGGUGGACAACUCACAACCCCAAGGGCCUAUCCACAAAGGACGUCGAGCUAGCCGCCAUCUGCGACAGUCUGGCCAGGGACUUCGGCGAGGUUGUCGAGGAGGUGAAGGAGGGUGCUGAUAGUGGUAGCUGCGAGAUGGGGAGGAGGCUUGCUGACGCGGCGACCCGUGCUGGCGGCGACUGCUGUACGCCGAAGAAGAAGCAGUAG